UCGGUCUUUUGGCAGUGCCAGAUCAGACGCUGGACCGCUAGCUCGUUUCGCGCGCAAGGUCCGGCACGGUCACGCACGCGUAAGAAUUCUGUAUCCUCUCUAUCACGCCGUGUGCCCUCCUCUCAACCUGAAUAUUUUCCUCUAUACGAACAUUGUCCCCGAAUGUUCCUGUCUCAGUUUUAAGUAUCACCGUCCCGUCGGCUGGUCAUCAGAGUAGUGCGGAACCCUGGAGAUGUAGUUUCAGCGGAACUAGCGUCCCAACACGCGAUUCACCGAACGGUCUCAGCACCUUGCCAGCGGCCCAUGUAAUGUGUAGACGACACUCUGAGGGACAUUGACGGCGUGUCGAUAGAUGUACGGGUAGUCUCGGGAUAAUUCCAUGUUGUUAUUAAUGUUAUUUUUCCCCUUUCUUCUCAACUGUUAAACAGGCCACAGUGUGAGCAGUUGGCGUGCAGAGCAUGCGGCCGCUGCUCGCAUCCGCAAACGGAGGCAGGUCAACGUCGCCGUCUCGUAUUUGUCGACUACUUGACUGUCCAAGCAUCGCACCUUUCGCACAGAUUUACCGCGGAUUAUGAUGUUACGUCGGCGAGAGCAUCGAAGGAGACAGCGGUCGCGAGCGGAAAUACUCCUAGACGCGCUCUAGCGGACGCUAGUGAGCCGUCCUACUCUGCACGUGCUUCGGAAGUGCCGAAUCGUCCACAGCGCGUCCGGCUCCGCGGUGUGUGUGCAGUUCAUUGACUACGGAGCUCUGUUGAAGAGAGCAUAUGGACCAAGACUGCGAUAUCUGCGUGUGGAGGUGUUUUUACCAUUCCCAACUGUGUUUGUUGUGUGGCACUAGACUAUGGCUGUAGGAGGCUGGCUAGCCGGAGGCGCGGGACCGACCCUGCUCCACGCAUACCUUGAAUCUUCUGGAGGUGCGUCCGCCACGACGGUGGGCGCAAAGGGAACACCGAGUCAAGUGAAUGGCGAGCGGAAAGGCUGCCAUCGAGACGCACCUUGCAAAAUUCGCCGGUGCAAAGCAGCGUGCGGUGCAGGCAGAGUGCGCGCGUUGACCGACUCGUUUGGUGUCAUGUGCGCGUCCGUAGCUUCGAGGACACGUUCUUACUUCGAACGUCCUGCGAACCUAGAAGCCAGUUCGAGCGCAGUUCCAGCAGAGGAGCAGCGGCAGGCGUCAUCCCAUUGCCAUCGACGCCAACAUCCCCAGCAAAAGCGGCGGGACGGUGUCGACUGUGUAGCCGCCAAAGUACCGACGACGUGUGUGGACUACGGUGUUGGACGGAAGUGGUGUCCGACCGGUGCCGCGUGGAUGCCCGCUGUGUGUGCCGGUGUCGUGGCUGUGCUGUGUUACAUGAACUCGCUGGAUGGCGAUUUCGUGCACGACGAUAUGGUGGCGGUGGUUGGGAACCCCGAUGUCACCGGUGAGAACAGGCGACACGCGCCGUCGUCACCGUCGUCGCUUUGGAUGAACGACUUCUGGGGUCGACCGAUGGCCGAUCCCCGGAGCCAUAAGUCGUACCGGCCCCUCACAGUGCUCAGCUUCAGGGCCAACUACUACGCUAAUGGGCGCCAGGUGCGCGGCUACCACAUGGUCAACGUGGCUCUGCACUGCGCAUGCUCUGUUCUGGUGGCCAUCGUCGCACGCUGCGUGAUGCGGAUACCUGCCCUCCACGCGUGCCUGGCUGCGACGCUGUUCGCUGCUCAUCCAGUACACACCGAGGCCGUGUCCAGCAUAGUUGGCCGAGCCGAAGUGCUGUGCUGCCUGUUCUUUCUCCUCUCGUUCCUCUGCUACCACUGCUGCCAAUCCAGUCGUGGCAAAGGAGGUCACGGAAGGUCGAUGUGGCUCGCAGCCUGCGGUCUGUGUGCCGUAUGCGCGCUGCUCUCCAAGGAGCAAGGCAUCACCGUGCUGCCGCUCUGCAUGGCCCUGAGGUUCCGCGCACUAGUCGUUGAUUCUACGACUCCAGAACGACAGAUGCAGUGCCAUACGUCCCACCGACGACGGUGGCCAAUCUGCAGACACUGCGUGCGAGAUACGGUCUACCGAUGCUUCUGGGAUCGUGACCUUGCCGCCCUUGCGGCAUUGACGACAAUACUACUAUGCUUCAGGAUAUGGAUUCUACAAGGAAGCUUCCCCGAAUUUUCCGAGAUGGACAACCCUGCUUCCUUCUCACCGAUGCGUGCAACCAGGCUGCUGACUUACAGCUACCUAUGCGCUUUCAACGCCUGGCUCGUGUUGUGUCCACGUACCCUGUCUUACGAUUGGCAGAUGGGCAGCGUACCUCUCGUGACGUCACCGUUUGACCCCAGGAAUCUGGCAACAGUGGUUGUAUUCGUUGCGCUUGCAGCCCUCGCCUGGCGAGCCUUGAGCCCGUGGCAUCGUAAUAGCAGGUCUGCCGGUGAGCCAAGACAGCAGUGCUGUUACUUCAACAAUGCUGAGAGCCUGCACGAGCCUUCUUCGGGAUUACUAGUGGCGCUGCUCCUGACCGUGCUGCCUUUUCUUCCGGCGUCCAACCUCUUUGUGACCGUCGGCUUCGUUGUCGCCGAGAGAGUUCUCUACAUUCCCAGCAUCGGCGUGACUCUACUCGUGGCCGAAGGAUUGUGCCGCCUCCACACGCGGUGCAGUCGAGUAAUCAGGUGGUGCAGCUUGGCCUCCUGCGUCGUUCUAGUGUUCCUGUUUGCUGCACGUACCUGGAACAGGAACAGCGUGUGGACCUCUAGAGAAACCUUGUUCGAAUCGGGCAUCAGCGACCUCCCAGAAAACGCGAAGAUGCACUACAACUACGCUAAUCUGCAGAAGGACAUCGGCAAUUCUGACCUGGCCGUCAAGCACUACAGGCUGGCAAUCGAGUUGUGGCCCGAGCACGCCAGUGCGCACAACAACUUGGGGACUGUGCUGACAUCGACAGAAGAGUCAGAACAUCACUUCCGGUAUGCCUUGCGUGUCAAUCCAAACCAUCCAGGGGCUCAUUUUAACCUCGCCAAUAUCUACAGCAAGCAAGGCCAAAAGGAGGUUGCCCGGACUCUGCUGGAACGAGCGGUAGAGCUGGAGCCAGAUUUCUGCGAGGCCUACUCGUCGCUGGCAGCGCUGGCCGCCGAAAAGGGAGACCUUGCUGAAGCCGAGAGGCUGCACCAGAUGGCGCUAAGCAGCGACGACCGAAACGCUGACGCCCGGAACAACUAUGGAACAUUCCUUCAGUCGCACGGGCGCGCGGAGGAGGCCAUGACACAAUACCAGCAAGCUCUAGAUCUCCAGCAAAAUCACACCGUGGCACUCCUGAACGCUGCUAGAAGCCUCCGGAGCAUGAACCUCAACAUGCAGGCAGAGAGCCUGUACAAGAGGGCACUUGCUGUUGAACCAGACCCUCAAGUGAUGGACAACCUCGCCGUGUUCUACGUCAAUGCCGGUCGCCUGGACGAAGCAAGGCAGUUGUUCGAAGAAAUUCAUCGGCUUUUCCCUGAACACCGCGACAGCAAGGUCCACCAUGCUCAGCUUCUCAUUAGGCUCCGCAGCUUCCGAGCGGCUGAGGAUCUCCUUCUAGACGUCAUAGAGAAUAACAGCACUGACAGAGGGGCCUUGCACACGGCUGCGCUCUUGUACAACCACAUCAACCGCACAGUCGAGGCCCUGGACUACAUACUGAAGGCUCUAAAACUGUGCGGCGUUGAUGACCCGCAUUGCGCAAGAAUACACAGUGAUCAUGGAGACAUUCUCAAGGACAUCGGCGACCUCAGCUCGUCUGCACAGAGUUACGAAGUGGCUAUUCGUCUCGAUCCAGACCUCGCUCAUGCUCAUCUCAACCUUGCCGUGAUAAGGCACUUAGAGAGCGACUACCCAGGCGCAUUUCGACACUACCAGGUGGCCCUGUCUCUCGACCCAAAGAACAAGCUCAUCAUUGACAACAUGGCCAAGUUAAGGCGGCGCAUCACUAGGCCACUGCCUUUCCAUGACUGCGUUUAGAGGGGAUUCGUCGUCGAAAUGCAUUUACUGUGUUGCUUUUCUGCAUAGUGGCAUUCAUGUUUUGACGGCACUUUCGACUGGAUUCCCAUUCUAUCGCUUUCUAUACGAGGUAACUUUGUAAAUGAGAAUGCAGACGUCUGAUAAAGACAGUCGAUGGGUAGUAUAUUGACAUCAGGGCUAAUUAACAACAGUUCUGGUGUUCUAACGUUAUGUUUGACAUAAAUAGUGCUCUGGAACAUCCCGUCUCGUUCUAGAGUGCUGCUAAGGCUACCUCCCAAUCUGAUCCAGAGUGCAAUUUCCUGUCCCUGAUUGGAAAGCUGAUAACUUUCCAAAAGUGUUCUUGGAAGCCGGGUAAAUCUGUCGGCUGCAAUUAGGCGAAAUGAGCGAACAGUCUACGUCAUAAGCCCCUUCUGGUAAAUGCAUGGUGUGAUUAUUUAUCCAUUCACACCAUAUCCCGGUGUCAUCUCAGCAUUUUAAUCAAUUUUAAUAUUAGUCAAAUGCAUGACUCCUGAAAGGUAUUUCUUUGUAUUCUUACAUUUGGUUAUUUGCUUUAUUAUCUAGAAAAAAUAUCACUCUUCAAAAGCUUAGUCCAAUGAGUUCUGAUUGCGCGAAAAAAAAAAGAAAACAUCACAAUCACGUUCCACUGAGUUUAUGGCCCUACUUACGAGUAAAGCCUACCUGAGCCACGAAUGCCACUGGUGGUGCAGAAGCAGCCACUGGUGGUGCAGAAGCAGCCACCUUCCAGUAAGAAAUUUCUUAGGCACACGUUGGUGGCUUCUGCGGCGAAUGGGAGUGAAAGUGAAUGGAGAUUAUGAUCGGCUGUCGCAUAGGCCUGUCCUUACGCCUUUUCGAGCAUAGAAAAUGUGAGGCAUGGAAACUUGCUUACAGACUGUGUCAUGCUUGUCGUCCUGUUUAUUCGCCCUUUCCUUGCCACAAGCUCUGGAAUUCCUGUGAAGCGAAGAACCAUUUUUUCGAGCGGUGGCAUAAGACUAUGCAACAAUGUGCCUAGAUUUCCUACUCUCAUUUGAGUGAGUGCGACAUUGCAACGUUACUCUCAAAGUGUGACAGAUUUGCUCAGAUGGGUCGCUGUGUGACUGGACGUGAUGGACCGUUUUUAUGGGCGCUUCCGGAUUAAGUGAAUAGAAGUGAGGAAGUGCGAAGUGACAACUGAAGCAUUCAAUGAAAACCCUAUGAAAUAAAAUGUCUAAUUUCAUCUUCACAUGCCGUGCGCCUAAAUAUUGAUUGAAUUUGCAGAAGCUACUUCCAGCUUUGAAGCUGGUGUACUGUCUAGUAACGGGACGUCGUGCAGAAAGAAUUCUAAGGCUUCUGGAUCAACUCUCUACUGGUAUAAGGUAUAAAUUCUAGUUACAGCGAGUUUUACACAUUCGUGAAAUUCUACGACUCGUUUUGUUGCCCUGCAACACUACUUCUUCAGUAUGUUUUAUCUAGGGCUUCCAUUUUUCGGUAAAUUAGGAAUGCUAGGUGGAAAUUUCUUUCACUACCUAGAAGGUGUUUACGCACCUUCUAGGUAGUUAAAUUCCGUAGGGUGCUCUAGAAGCAGCGUGAUGCAUGCGUAUGGCAAGAAAUUACGAAUUUAUGUUUGGCUGUUGAUUUGGUCGGCACAAUUUGCACCUUCGGAUAAAAAAUUGGCGCUAGCGAUUCAGGAGACAAUUAUUUACAGUCUGUGCACCAGGCAUGGCCGAUUCAGGAGCUUGAGAGCUAAUUGUAUGAUUUUCGUCAGCCUGCAUUUAAACUGUAGGAUCAUAAGUUGAAGUACGCGUUUAUUGGAAAGCUCCUGUUUGCAUAAGUUUGCCAGAAAUUGUCAUCGUCAGCACCAGUUCCCAAAUAAUAAUAUAAGACGAAGCUGCUUAACCUACAGCCUCGUUACAGGUUGUCAGGAGCGCCACGGUACAUUGCUACAGCUCUGGGCUCAUUUCUAGAUGUUAAGCGUGCAUGCCUGAAGGUUCAUUUAUUCGCAAUGAAAUAACUUGUCUGACUGGUGUCCCACCUAGUGACUACAACCUGAAGUUUCAGUGACGUCAGAAACUGACAACGUUGCGAUGUCCCGCUGUGCGAAAAUAUGUGCCGUGUGUGGGAGAUGCCAAGGAAUACUACUCUUAAAGAGUGCGUUGGGUGUAUCUGCAGUGAUCAAAUAAGUGUGCGAUAGGGAUUGCGUUACAUCGGCACAGUUCGAGGCAGCGCAAACGAAUGACAACGAAAGGGUAAUGAAAGAAUGUGACCUUUUGCGUGGCUGGCUGACGAAAUGAAUGAUUGCUCAAGUUGGACCUUGUGAUAUGACAGAGAAAAUAAACCGCAAAUAAGUCAACCUAGGCUACGCCAACCCUUUUUCGGAGUGUGCUAAGAACAACACCAUAUUAUUAUCUUACUCUCGGUUUUUCUAUUCCUUGAAAAUUGUAAUCAGUGGUGUUUCAUUGGCGUAACUUUGUGAGUGCGUGCCCUUUGUAUAUAAUGCAAACAGGCUGUCCAAGAUUGAAGGUCAGUUUUAACCAACUGUUCUUCGCAGCUGACUUCUUAGCAAGAAACUUGAUGGUGGUAACUUUGUACCGUAGGUGUUUAUCGUACCUAAAAUAUUUCACGCAUUGAAUAUGUUGCCUUCCUUCCACUAUAGCUGCAUAGUGGCAUCUUGAUUGCAAGAUGACCUUACAAGAGCCGUUACUCAUGUCGCCUUACUUCGCCAGAGCCUAGCAAGGGUAGCUCCCCUUCAUGAAGAGUGUUUCACUGUGUGAAUAAUUUGCCAACUGUCGCGAAUGCUAGGUGUUCAUCGAUAUUGUUGCUUGCCGUCAGAGAGUCAUUCCAACCAAAAGUUGUGUUUUUAUAGGCCACAAGCAAUGAUGUCAUCGAGCCGUGUAUGGUUUUCGCGGUUUUGUAUCUAUGGGAGUGCAUAGUUUUCUUACCAUCCAAUAACUGAAUCUUCGUUUGAUAGAGUUAUUUUUCCUAUAGCACAAUGAACUGAAAUGGCCAGUGUCUCUGCCCCCUUACGUAUGCUUGUCUGUCGUCGUGUAUAAGAGUGCCAUUGUUGGAGGUAUCGUUUCACAUGUGUGUGGCUGAGUGUUAUUUGUGUGUAACAAGUUUGUAGCAAAUGUCAUGCUGUCAUGUUAUCCCACAUUUUGGAAGAAAAAAGCGAGGCCUUCAAGAAA
Messenger RNA from Dermacentor silvarum, 7113 nucleotides. Its product is annotated as protein O-mannosyl-transferase TMTC1-like. The record is from RefSeq and is a predicted model, not a curated record. Gene Ontology annotation, biological process: protein O-linked glycosylation via mannose. NCBI's taxonomy places the organism in Eukaryota, Metazoa, Arthropoda, Arachnida, Ixodida, Ixodidae. Bases 842 to 3955 code for a protein of 1037 amino acids. Gene Ontology annotation, molecular function: mannosyltransferase activity; protein binding. The transcript is spliced from 18 exons.